Messenger RNA from Notodromas monacha, 2243 nucleotides. The record is from the annotation of a GenBank genome assembly. NCBI's taxonomy places the organism in Eukaryota, Metazoa, Arthropoda, Ostracoda, Podocopida, Cyprididae.
UACAAUGAUGACCCAACCGUGCAUUUGGUCACCAGAACCUUGAUCCAACCCAUCAGGAACCCUGCCCCAGUGUUUGCCAGUGAUGGGUCCAUGAAGCUGGGUUCUCCGGACACGUCGUCUCAGUUUGUGCGGAAAUCCAGCCGAACUAAACAAACAACGGACGCCAGACCGCCGUUCGUCGUCCGACGAGUCCCAUCCAACAUUUUCGGCGCCAGUGUGCAAACCACGACGUCUGUCAAACGAGCCCGAUCCCUCACCCGCAAAUCACACCACAACCAUCAUCAUCAUCAUCACAAUAAUCAUCAACAUCAACAAGCAUCCACGCCGGUGUAUGCAUCAGAUUCCAAGACAUCCACGAAGGCGUGUUCGAGAUCAUCAUUGGCGAGCAAAAAGAGCGUCUUGUUUCGGAGUCGGUCGGCGGAUGACGUGGCUAUGCGGAUGAACAAGUCCAAGUCUGCGGAGGACCUGGUUAGGAUGCACGGGACGCCGCCGAAUUUGACUGGCGGCGGCGGUGGUGGUGGUGGGACGAGAAUGCCGCCGCAUGAUCGUCGCACUUGUCGCGUGUGUAACCUUUACGAGGAGUACUUUGGGGAGUGCUAUCCGGGGCAUAGUAACCCGAACGGUUCCUGGUCAUCGAGUGACGACGAAGCGGAUGACGACUGGGGAGACAGGAUCAGGACGAAAGUGACCAGUAAGGGUAUCGGAGCCAUGGUCUCAGACACUGGGAGCGACUGUAGUUUGUCUGUGGGCUGAAAAAAAGGACACUAAAUGCAUUCCCAAGUGGCAUUUUUUGUGUUUUCCGCGAAUUUUAUAGAGCGGUAGGUGGAUCUUCGAAUUACCUGGAACUUUUUUGCGGGUGUUGGUCUAAUUUUAUCUUCUUUUUUUCCCCCUUGUAUAUAUUGUAUAAGGUAGCGUUUUUUCUGAUGCGAGUUGGAGAAAAUUGGGUUGAAAUACGUUUUAGGUACGAGAAGUGUUACGAACAGCUGUUUCAUGGUUUUGCAAGCGCAAAAUUCAGUCAAUCAAAACAUUACGACUGAAAAUCACUGUACUGUGUGUGCUGUACGAUAGAACUCUGAUGAAUCGAACAUCCAAUGAUGCACAGUGUAGAACAGUAUUGAAACCAUAUGUUUCCCCGAAUAUCAAAAAAUAUCGUUUUCUUUUGUGACUAUAGUUCACACUUGUUUCCUUGGAUCUAUACAAUAAAGCAUGUGUGAAACUGGCUCUUGGAUUGAGGUUUUGCCGUAGAAUUGAGAAUUCUACGUUCAGCUAGUUUAAAGAAUAAAUUAGCUAUUCCCGAAAUAUUCGAACAUACCGGCAUUUUUGUUCAACGAGCUGUUUUUAGGAUUCGUUCGAAUAAUUGGAGCUGUAUUGUACAGUGUUCUCGGCAGUGAUGAAAGUUUGCUAAGCCGUAUCCAAGUUCUGUUUUGACACUUCAGAAAGUUAUCUCGAUACAAAUUGGAACUAGUCAAUUUUUUCCCGUCUUUGUGAUUCCUCGAAAUACUUUUGAAAUUCAAGGAUGACUGAGAUUUCGGUGCGGCUUUCGUCACCUGGAAUAUCUUUUUCGUGAUUUUGAUCGAGAGGUGUGUUCCUUUUUGCUAACGGUAUGUCGAAAUGCCCGUUCUAUAUCAGUGCUCUCAAAGAUGGAAAUUGUUCCGUCCAUUUUGUCUCAAUCGGAGCGGUGUUGUUUCAAUUUUGUUUGGUCUCUGAUGACUGUUGAUCCUCAAUGGAUGUAAACGAGUGUUCAAAAUCAACCGGAAAGGUUUUUCCUCGUCCUUCUCAUGAGAUAUCGCAUUUCGCCAUAAUUUAGUCUCCGUCCGCGUUGUUGCUUUCGAACAAGUGCUUUUUCUUUUGCAUCGGUAUAUAUAUAUAUAGAAAAUCAGAGUUUUAGGUCCGUAUUCAGAACGAAUUUAGGAAGUAUGUGGUACAGUGCAGUUGCAGCUUUUGAUGUACACGCGGCCAGAAGUGCACCGGAGUUACCUUAGGAAGUUACCAGAUCAUCUAGUCCUGAAGUGUGGUUCUGAGCGUGUUUUGGGUUAUUUUGCAAAUGUUGGGACUCUGCAUUUGUCUGAGCAUCGGAUGGAGUGAAAGGAAAAGAUCCGAUCAUCGAUUUUUUCCGAAGAUGUGCAGUCCUAAUGUUGCAGAAAAAGCCCAGCAUAUUCUUUAUCCCACACUGCCAACUGUUAGUUUGAAUUCCAUGCGUUAACAUGGGAAGGUAUCAAUAAAAAUUUCGUUUGAAAGAGAAA